Molecule: messenger RNA, 702 nt
Organism: Salvelinus sp. IW2-2015
Lineage: Eukaryota; Metazoa; Chordata; Actinopteri; Salmoniformes; Salmonidae
Product: peroxiredoxin-like 2A
Molecular function (GO): antioxidant activity
Source: RefSeq, a predicted model, not a curated record
UGUCUGAGUGGGCCAUGGUGACUGCUAACCAGGCUCUGAAGGCAGUAGACCUGUUCAUAGCUUAUCUACUGAAGUCCAUCACAGACCUGUUCCUCACCAAGCCUUUGUGGGCCAGCCUGAAGGUUCUGGAGGACACUGACCUAAGGGCCACCGGAGGAAUUCAUGAGACAUAUAAGGCCAAAGCUCUGUGGGAGAAGACUGGGGCAGUGAUCAUGGUGGUACGACGCCCUGGAUGCUUGUUGUGCAGAGAGGAGGCCAUUGAGCUGUCCUCUCUGAAGCCCCAGCUAGAGGAGUUGGGGAUCCCUCUCUUAGCCGUGUUCAAAGAGAACAUUGGCCAAGAGCUGGACGCCUUCAAGACAUUUUUUACUGGGGAAGUCUAUGUAGACCAAAAGAGAGCGUUAUACGGUCCUGUGGAGCAUUAUAUAUUCCUGUCUGCGUUGCUGCGUAUCGGGGUGUGGAGAAGCCUGUGGAGGGCCAAUAGGAAGGGCUGCACAGGAAAUAUAAUCAAAGGAGAAGGUCUUUUACUGGGGGGAGUGUUCGUCAUUGGGCCCGAAGAUCAGGGAAUUCUGCUUGAGCACCGUGAGAAGGAGUUUGGGGAUAAAGUCAACCUGCUGGCUGUACUCAGAUCAGCCAGGAAAAUUCAACAUGGCUUGGCUACUGCGAAAUAGUUUACACAAACAGCUUAAAGUCACCAUGCAUGUC